This is a messenger RNA of Impatiens glandulifera, 2258 nucleotides long. RefSeq names its product protein MEI2-like 4. The transcript has 8 exons. Lineage: Eukaryota; Viridiplantae; Streptophyta; Magnoliopsida; Ericales; Balsaminaceae. The record is from RefSeq and is a predicted model, not a curated record. Gene Ontology annotation, molecular function: nucleic acid binding. The coding region runs from base 236 to 2002 and encodes 588 amino acids.
AGUUUUAAUUUCCUCCGGUGACGACGACGACGAUGACGCGGAAGGCAUGCUUCUACUACAUUCUCCGUUAGCUAGAUCGAUGGAUAAUAGUGUUGUAAAGCUUUGGUAGUUUGAUGCAUCGCCAUUUGCUUCAAGCUCAGAGAGGAACUACAUAUGCUCACUAAAAUGCAACUGUAACAUCAGCCAAUCGAAGAACUUUUCCAAUCACUGCAGCAUCAGAAGAUAGUGUCAGUUCAUGAUUUCUUGUUGUUUUACUAAUCACAGACAAGAGCUGUAUAUAAUUGAUGUCAUGAUUUGGCCUCUUUCCCUUGGAUCUCAGAGACCAGAAAUGAAAAUCAGGAGAGAAGCUAACACAUGCAUUGAGAACCCUUCUCCAGUCAAGGAAAGAAACAUGAAUAAUUCAUAUGAACCAGUAUGUCAAAAUGGAAACUUCUCAAGUUCAUUGCCUGAAACAUUUAGCAGGAAAUUGGACUUAUCAACACAUAAUUUCCAGCUUGACAAGUCCAUUGACACUUUGGCAUCUAGCAAUGAUAAAGGGAGUUGUUUUGGAACCAAAGGAGUAACUGAGGAACAAGGAAAUCUCCUUCCUGAUGAAAAUGAUCUAUUUUCUGGAAUAAUAGAUGAACUGAUACGCAAUGACAAUACAAUUGACAAUAAUGGAAUUGAAGAUUUUGAUUUCUUUAGAAACACUGGCGGCAUGGAACUAGAUGUGGAUCAGAGUUCGAGUGAUGAAGUGGACAGAAUGGUGGAGGGUUCUUAUGGCUCCCUUGAAUAUUUGUCUACUCAAUUUGGAUUAACCAAAAAUCUGAUUAAUGGACCCACUUCCCUUGACACUCACAAGGGAAACCAAGUCUGUCAUAUAUGUGUGCCAAAGCUAUAUUCCUGUUCCUUCCAUGAUUUUCAUAAAGGACUUACUGUUAAAAAUGCACAAAAUUCAACUGCCACUAAAGAUAUUGCUGUAGAAGUUGGUGCAAUUGGUUUCAUGAGCAUGAAUAAGGAACAUGCAUUUACAAUGGGUAAUGACACUAACCAAGGAGUCGAGUUUCUUAAAAGAGUUCCUGUUCUUUCCUCAAAUGGACUCUCACCUGGUGAGCUUUGUGGGAGCAAAAUAAACAAUUUCUACUGGCACAACCGCUCUAGUCCAUUGAUGUGGUCAAACUCUGGAUCACUGAUUGAUGGCAAUUUGCGUGGCCACCCUCAUGUUGGAUCAGCACCACCAAUUAACUGUACUGAUGGAUUUCCUGAAUCUUUUCCAUUUUGCUCGGGCUCUUUUGGAAAUGAAGGAUUUUUAAGCCACUCUUCAUUGAAUUCAUGCAUCUGCAGUCAUGAUGAUGGAAACUAUGCACUUAUGAAUGGUCUUUAUCAGACGAAUCAAAUCUUUCCAAACAGAAUUGGAUUUACAUCAGUGCCUAUUUCAUUUAGUUCCUCUUCCAGAUAUUCAAAAGUCUUCUCACAUAGAAGAAGCCAAAGCAGAUUUUCUCGGGCUGAAAGAAAGAAGUUUGAGCUCGACAUUGGUCGUGUAUUGAGUGAGGAUGAUAAGCGAACGACGCUGAUGAUAAGAAACAUUCCAAACAGGUACAAUUCUAAAAUGCUACUGGCAGCCAUUGAUGAGCAGUGUCAAGGAACAUAUGAUUUUAUAUAUCUUCCAAUUGAUUUCAAGAAUAAUUGCAAUGUUGGUUAUGCAUUCAUCAACCUGAUUGACCCACUUCAUAUUAUUCCUUUCCACAAGGCAUUUAAUGGUCGAAAGUGGGAGAAAUUCAAUAGCGAGAAGGUUGUUUCCCUUGCAUAUGCUCGAAUACAGGGAAAAACUGCACUUAUUGCACGUUUUCAGAAUUCAAGCUUGAUGAACGAGGAUAAAAAAUGUCGUCCCAUCCUCUUUUGCACAGAUGGUCCAAAUGCGGGUAAACAGGAACCUUUCGCGAUGGGAACCACCAACAUUCGAAAAACUGGUAAAGUGGGAAGAAUCAUCACUAUUGGCGAUGAUAAUCAGCGAGCACGAUAAACAUUAUAACAUAACAAACUUUUCUAGUUCCACGAAAGAUUUCCAUCUUACAAAAUCUCUCAUGUUAUAUCGUCACUAACAAAUUGGAAAAGAUUAUACAACAUAUAGCUAGCUUGCAACACAUCUUGUUGCUGUUUAUCUUUUAUCUACUUUUUGCAUAAACACAAAUUUUGUUGUCUUGGUUGUUAGGGCUUGUUUGUUUGUACUGCUUAUUGUCACCAGACUCUUACCAAGGUGCCCUUCUAAUUUUGUUAUU